Molecule: messenger RNA, 806 nt
Organism: Vigna umbellata (rice bean)
Lineage: Eukaryota; Viridiplantae; Streptophyta; Magnoliopsida; Fabales; Fabaceae
Product: guanosine deaminase-like
Biological process (GO): purine nucleoside catabolic process
Molecular function (GO): guanosine deaminase activity; zinc ion binding
Source: RefSeq, a predicted model, not a curated record
ACAGAUGGGAUGAUAAAACUAACUUUUUAGUCCUUUCCUUUCUCUGGGUCUUCUCUUCUCUUCCUUCCCUCCUUUUCUUCUUCUCUUCCUCAGAUCCCCUUACCAUCAUGGACGACUCUACUUCUGCUUCUAAUGCCACUGCCAAUGUUUUGGAAGUCAAAGAUGAAACUAUUUCUGUUGCUUCUGCAUUUCCUGGUCAUCAAGAAGCUGUGCAGGAUAGAGACCACAAGUUCCUAACAAAGGCAGUUGAAGAAGCAUAUAAGGGAGUUGAAUGUGGCGAUGGAGGCCCUUUUGGUGCUGUUGUUGUUCGGAAAGAUGAAAUAGUUGUAAGCUGUCAUAACAUGGUUUUAAGAAACACUGAUCCAACUGCCCAUGCUGAGGUUACUGCUAUAAGAGAGGCUUGUCAAAAGCUGAAUCAAAUUGAACUUGCUGACUGUGAAAUCUAUGCUUCUUGUGAGCCCUGUCCAAUGUGCUUUGGUGCUAUUCAUCUUUCAAGAAUUAAGAGAUUGGUUUACGGAGCUAAAGCAGAAGCUGCAAUAGCAAUUGGAUUUGAUGAUUUCAUUGCCGAUGCACUGAGGGGAACGGGUUUCUAUCAGAAGGCCCAGUUAGAGAUAAAAAAAGCCGAUGGUAGCGGUGCUGUUAUUGCAGAACAAGUAUUUGAGAAGACAAAAGAGAAGUUUACUCUGUACUGAUUUGCUUUAGUUUUCUAAUUAAAAGUGAACACAAGAUGCAUUUGUUCAGGAAAAAUUCAAUUUCUUACUAUAACGACAUUCAUAAAUUCAAGAAAUACAAAGUUUACAUAACUU